Panicum hallii is the source of this 839-nucleotide messenger RNA. RefSeq lists its product as uncharacterized. The record is from RefSeq and is a predicted model, not a curated record. NCBI's taxonomy places the organism in Eukaryota, Viridiplantae, Streptophyta, Magnoliopsida, Poales, Poaceae. The transcript is spliced from 2 exons. Bases 1 to 423 code for a protein of 140 amino acids.
AUGUACAACCCGGAGAAGCAGCAGCCGCCGCUGCCGCCCCAGCAGCACAUGGCGCCGCCGCGGAUGUCCUUCUCCAGCGACUUCGCGCUGGAGCCGCCGCCGCCGCCUCCGCCGCGCCCGCCGGGCCGCUCGGACGCUGACUUCGAGUUCUCGCCGGUGGGCAGCCGGCCCAUGAUGGCCGCGGACCAGCUCUUCUCCAAGGGCCGCAUCCUGCCGCUGCGGGAGGCGGCGCGCGGGGUCCCGGCGACCCUGCGCGACGAGCUGCGCGCGCACGACGCCGCCGACCGCGGCGCCGCCCGCCGCGGGCCGCGGUGGAAGGAGCUGCUGGGGCUCAAGAGGGCGGCGCACAGGAAGGGCGCCGCGUCCGCCGCCGACGCUCACGUGGAUCUUGGAGACCAUGCUGCCGCAGAUGCAGGAGAGUGAAGCCGUCGUCUAACUCUUCAUCUUUCACUAGGUUGGGGGAGCAAGAAACCUGAGCCCACCUCCGUUCACCGAAAUGGAUUCCUUUCUGGAGCGGAAAAGAAGAUCUUGGGCUUUUGAUAUGACCUUUUUUGGGGCUGGGAUUGAGUAAUGGCUACUACUAGUAGUAGGUGAAAUGAAACGUUGAGAUUAUUUUCAGCUAGCUGAGUUCUAUAUUUUCCCCCCUUCUUUGGUCUGGAGGGUCAACUGAUUGUAUUUUUCCCGCCGGUUUUAGUCGGUAGGAUUAGUCGUUUCGUUUGCGGUGUGCUUUCACUCUCAACCUGUACAAAUUAAAAUGUGUUUGCCCGUAGCUUUUGGAUUCAGUGAAAAGAAAAAGGGUAAUGAAAAAUGGGGCACGUGAUCCGAUUCAAAGUGUUCAA